AUGGGAACUUGUUCAAGUACUGGUGAGAGAGGAGAACUCAAGAUCUAAACUCUCGUUAAGAUCCAAUCAGCUGGUAGAUCAUACCUUGCAAGAAAGAAGCUCCAGAGAAUUAAACAAGAUAAGCUUAAGACUAUUUUCAGCGUUGAAAGAGCUAGAACUGAAAGCUAUAUGAGAGGAGAUCCUUUGAGAUAAAAUUUAAAUGCUAAGCCUUUUAUUCUAACUGAAGAAUAGAUAAAUCUUUUGCUCAAUGACGGAACUGAGAGAGUCUAUAUUGAUCUUUUCUAGGAUGUUGAUGCUGGCAAGAAAUACAAAGGCUAAUGGAGCAAGAAAAAUAACUUGAGAGAUGGUCUAGGAGUUCAACUAUGGCCUGAUGGAUCGAAAUAUGAAGGAAUGUGGAAAGCUGGAAAAAGCUGUGGUAUAGGCAGAAUGACUCACGCCAAUGGAGAUAUCUAUCAAGGUGAAUGGAAGGAUGAUAUGGCUAACGGAAUGGGUACAUUUAUUGAUACAAACGGAGCCAGAUAUGUUGGCUAGUGGCUUAAUGAUAUCUAGCAUGGUAAUGGUGAAGAAAGUUGGAACAAUGGAGGCACAAAAUAUGAAGGAGAUUUCUUCAAGGGAAAGAAAAAUGGAAAAGGUAAAUUCACCUGGGAAGAUGGUAGUUUUUAUGAGGGAGACUUUGUCGAUGGUUAAUUUGAAGGUCAUGGGAAAUACUACUUUGCUGACUUGGAUAAGACCUACGAAGGUGAAUUCAGAAUGAGCAACAUGGAAGGAAGAGGAGUAGAGACCUGGAAUGAUGGCAGAAGGUAUGAAGGUGACUUUAAAAAUGGAAAGAAAGAUGGUGAGGGCACAUUCUUAUGGCCAAACGGCAACAAAUAUAUAGGCAGCUGGAGAAAUGACAAGUAGCAUGGAAUAGGAAUUUACUAUAAUGUCAAGGAGGGAUCGAAAAAACAAGGAGAGUGGGUUAACGGCAAAAGACAUGCUUGGAUUAACUGA
Messenger RNA from Stylonychia lemnae, 990 nucleotides. NCBI's taxonomy places the organism in Eukaryota, Ciliophora, Spirotrichea, Sporadotrichida, Oxytrichidae. The record is from the annotation of a GenBank genome assembly.